GGCGCCGUUUCAAUUUUGUUCUCUAGCUUCGUUUGCGCGGCUGUUUCAUUUGAGACUAACCUAUCAUCAAUAAUAAUGUCUGCGGAUUUUGUGGCGUGUUCUAAUAAUGUCGAUUCACACGAUUCUGUUCCCGAAACUGACACAGAAAUUGCAGAAGCAGAUUUAGAAGAAAAACAACGACUGAUUAGUCAAAUUUUAGAACUUCAGCAUACCCUUGAAGAUUUGUCAACACGUGUAGAUGCUGUGAAAGAGGAGAAUCUGAAACUACGCUCAGAAAAUCAGAUAUUAGGCCAGUAUAUUGAAAAUAUGAUGGCUAAUUCAUCAGUUUUCCAGUCGACUUCACCACUGUCCGAUGGGAACAGGUCACGUACAAAUAAAAAGUUAAGAGAUGACUAAGUGAAAUGUGGAAAAAAGAAAGCCAGAUUAAACAGAAAACUUUAAAAGUUUAUACAUACAUCACAUUACUUCUGCAGUCAGUAUUAUUUAAUAAUUUAAUAAUAUUUGUUUCAUAUUUUGCUUGUCUGCUAUACCUGUUGGGAAUUUCAGCAGCCAGUCAGUAUACAAGGCAUCAAAGCCAACAAUAAUAAUAAUAAUAAUAAUAAUAAUAAUAAUA
Messenger RNA from Trichobilharzia szidati, 613 nucleotides. Lineage: Eukaryota; Metazoa; Platyhelminthes; Trematoda; Strigeidida; Schistosomatidae. The record is from the annotation of a GenBank genome assembly.